This is a messenger RNA of Caenorhabditis bovis, 1386 nucleotides long. The record is from the annotation of a GenBank genome assembly. Lineage: Eukaryota; Metazoa; Nematoda; Chromadorea; Rhabditida; Rhabditidae.
AUGCGGUCCGACAUUGUCCUGCUCCUAUCUUAUUAUUUAUUAGUGAGCCAGUCCGGAGCUCUACCACCGAUUUGCACUCAAGCGCCGUCGAUCACUUUUCGUCGAUCAAAUGAUGUUGUUCGUGCGGAAUACGGAAAACUCAUUGUUGCCGUUUUCACACCGUUGCAAUGCGCAAAUUGUUAUAAUUUCUUGAGAAGAUUGGAUGAAAUCGGAAGAAUGAAUCGACAGGCAAAAAUAUUGAUAAUUGCACCGGAUUUCGAAUCGAAUCAUAUUAUUUCGCGCACACAGUCAGCGUUCACCUCUGUCCAAAUCGAUCGAGCUGCUGAAGGAUGGCCUCAUUACAAUGCGAAAAAUUUCGAUAUUUUGAUUAUUGAUCAGUGCGGGAAAAUCGCGAACACAAUCGAAUGGCCAUCCAGUGAUGUAACAAUGUCUCAAAAAGUUAGCGAUGUUGUGCGAGAAGCUUCCAAUGGUCCGAUUUGUGGAAGAUGCCAGUCCGACAAUUAUUAUUCGACGAAAAAAAUAAAUGCAUAUAUCAAAGAAAGAGAUAUGAGGAAUAAUUACAAUUAUAACCGGCAGCUUCAGCCGCCAGCACAGUCCGCGCUUCGAAAUUAUGAUCCGAAUCGCAACAAUCAAAGGACGUCGCCAUCCAGGACAGCGAACAAAGCGCAAGUACAACCAAACACUAAAACGACGACCACAACCACACCACAGACUCCAAUUGAUUAUUCGGAUUAUUAUGAGGCUGAUGAGAAUACUGUAACGACGGUUUCACCUCAGACCCAAAUUCCAAAACCUCCUGCGUUGAUUCCAAACUGGCCAACGCAUUCUCCUUUGAAUUUGAACGGAUAUCCACAACAAUACCAACCACGGCAUCCCGAAGUUUUGGCUGAUGCCAACUUGCCGUGUUCUGCUUAUACUGAUGAUAUAUGCUUCCAUCAGCAUGAACGAUUAGGAUUGCCAUUGUCGAAAUGCUGUACGAAAGGGAUAUACUUGACUGAUGUGUGUGUGCCCGGAAAGUGCUCGAAUAGUACUCAAAGAAUGUGCUGUUUCCAGAAAUUUUUGCAGGCCAAAUAUGCUUGCUGCAAUGAUCCAAACCAAGACGACGCCGAAAAUCCGACCAACAAAUUCAAUAAAUGCUGUUACGAUCUUUUUGUCAACGAGGAUGAUUGCUGUCCAAUGCGUUCCUCGAAUAAUUAUUGGAAGACUGUCUAUGAUGUGUGCUUCCCGAAAACAUACGUGAAUUUUAGUAGCGUCAAAUUCGAAGUGCACUUCAACGAAGGAGUCCGAGUUUUAGACCUGAGUUUGAACCGUCAAUGGGAUUUUAAUUGUACCUAUGGCAAAAAUGUAUCACAAUAUGCUUAUCUUCCCAAGAAAAAGCCAACGUGA